CCAACGCAACGUAAUUCUUAGCCCAGCUCGAGACACUUCUUUUCCCCCUCUAGACUAGACCACAUAGUCAGCCGUCUGAAUACCGCUUUAUACCCUUUAUCAAGGUGCGUAUUUCACGACGCGACUUACUUCCACGUCACGUCGCCCUCAGCUUCUUCAUUCCUCUUAAAUAAUUUACAAAUCCCGCUCUACUUUGCUUUGACUACUCCGAGUUAGCACUUCCCUGUAUGGUGUACAAUAAUCCCGCCUGUGAGCAUUAGAGCAAUCCUUAACACAGGUAUCCAGGGCAGAUAAAGUGGAUUUCGCAGAGAAGGACAGGUACCAGAUCCAUCGCUGACGCCAGUGCCAAGGUCGCGAUAUAGGAUAUCAUUGUAGGUCAUACUUACCAUGUCGAGAAUUAUUUAUUAUGAUAUUGACUGGUUCGAGGACGGCUUACAUCCUGUGUGGAGCAACAGCGACCAAGAGGGUGACCUUCCAAACGUUGACGUCGACAACAUGGACGAAGAGAUUUCGAGUCGGCUUGCUCGAGAUCACGAUGAGGAAUCCAAUCAAGGAUACCAGCAAUCCCCUUCGCAACAGCGCGACGAUAUCACCAUCCCUAUCCAAGCCACUCUAAACGGCCGGGACGUUCUUUUUCCUAUGAGUUACGAGUUACAUAGUCCUCCGAGUUACGGCUCACGUGAAAUACGUGCCUACUAUUACGACUCCGAAGAGGAGAGCUUGAAAAUAUGGCUUCAAAAUAGCCAAUUAGUCACAGCGAACACAUACUCUUGGUGGUGGUUCCCGAUCGUGGUUGAAAGGGUAAACAACAAACUGUACAACUGGGACCUCCGGUGCUAUUGGGACUCCGAUUCCGACGGAUGGACUCCGGGAUACCACGACGAGGGGUAUGAUUCCUACGAUGAGCGAUACGGUUGGCUGAGCAACCAGGAUUGGGAAGAUGAACGCGAGUUCGGUGGUGAUGAGUCUUUGGGAUGGGGUACAGCUAUCCCAGGCGAAAUUGACGAGAAUCUCCCGAACCCGGCCAACUUCCCUCCGGACCGUGAUUACUUUAUUCACCCUCAUCACCCUACCGAUCCGUGGUGGCCACUUUCAUAGUGUUUUUAAGUCCGGGUAUGGUAAUGGCUCGUUAGGUAAGUCGGUCCUAGGUUAGACGGCGAGGAAGGUUUCUUGUAGUUGAAAAGCGUACUUGAACUGACGAUGUAUAUUAGGGGGGUUUAGGGCCGCGCCAUCGACUAUAUCGCUCGAGGUUAGAGAUACGUUGGCACGAAAUAAUUUGUAGCAUAUGAACCACAUCGAUUCAGACCUAGGUCUGCAAAAUGGUUGGGAGGAUGGAU
Daldinia decipiens is the source of this 1337-nucleotide messenger RNA. RefSeq lists its product as uncharacterized. The transcript has 2 exons. The coding region runs from base 388 to 1098 and encodes 236 amino acids. The record is from RefSeq and is a predicted model, not a curated record. Lineage: Eukaryota; Fungi; Ascomycota; Sordariomycetes; Xylariales; Hypoxylaceae.